Parnassius apollo (apollo) is the source of this 900-nucleotide messenger RNA. The record is from the annotation of a GenBank genome assembly. Lineage: Eukaryota; Metazoa; Arthropoda; Insecta; Lepidoptera; Papilionidae.
AUGUUUGUGUAUAAUAAAAUAUUUAAUUAUCAAGCUAUAUUUGACAAGUCUGUUGAAAGCUUGCAUAGCAAAUUAACUUCCAGUGAUUUCAAGAAAUAUCCUGCUCAAAUUGAAGUGUACAACAACAUAGUAAAAAAUUUAAAAUUAUAUGAUGUUGAUGUGAUUCCAUCAAAAGUUUUACCAGCAUCCCUACUUCUAAUUAAUGAUUAUAUUACGGACAAUAAAGUCAAAGGAUUGCAAUGUUGUAUUUCAGUUUUGCAGUGCUUGAAUGGACGAGAUUUCCAAGAAGGCAAUUAUUAUGACGUUAUUUACAACAGCCUUAAGAAAGUUAUAUCAGAAAAAGAUAUAGAAGUUACAAAAUUGGUCUUUCAAUGUUUUCAGGCUUUAUAUGAUGUUCUUCCAGAAGAUGUCAAGCAUACAAAAGUAGAAGACAUGUAUGUGAAUGUCCUUGAUCAACUUUAUGUUGAGUCAAAUUUGUAUAGAAAAGCGGAAUGUAUAAAUUUUACGAGGAUAUUGAUAACAAUGCUCAAGAUCCAUUGUGCUAGUAGAAGUGUUUUUUUGACUAUCAUAGGAGACAAUUUAGACUUAUGUUGCAACGAGACAGUGGCUGAUAUACUACUUCAUAAAAUUUUACAGGCCCUCAAGGAGUGGAUAAGGUAUUGUUGGUGUAUAUGGAAAUUAUCAGCUGGGCAUAAGAUACUUUCGAAUUUAUUUAAAGUGUUGUAUACGUGUAAAAAUGAUGAUUUAGUAACUGAGAUACAGAGCACGAUUAUUAUAAUAAUCAGAUUAUGUAGUGACGACGAUAGAAAAAACAUUACACAUGAAUUAGACCUUAUCAUUUGUACAAUGGACAAUGUGUUUUUGAACAGGAUAAGUGCAAUAAAAAAAUGUAUACUUUAA